Molecule: messenger RNA, 2592 nt
Organism: Nanorana parkeri
Lineage: Eukaryota; Metazoa; Chordata; Amphibia; Anura; Dicroglossidae
Product: extracellular calcium-sensing receptor-like
Exons: 6
Coding region: 1-2592 (863 amino acids)
Biological process (GO): G protein-coupled receptor signaling pathway
Cellular component (GO): membrane
Molecular function (GO): G protein-coupled receptor activity
Source: RefSeq, a predicted model, not a curated record
AUGAGAAGACUCCUGCAGGUCCUCCUCGUAUUCUCGUGUCUGGAUGAGGGUCAGUCUGGCCCUGGCUGCAAUCUCCAGAGUCGGCCGGUGGAAACCUUCUCACAAUCCGGCGAUGUUCUGAUUGGUGGAAUUGUUGAGGUUCAUUCCGGAAUCAUUCUCCAACGACCAACUUUCCGGGAGAGGCCGAAGCCACGUUCAUGUACGGGGUUCCACAUGCGUUACUAUCGGGAUGUUCUGGGCCUCAUGUUUACAGUGGAAGAAAUUAACAAUUCUCCCGACCUGCUGCCUAAUAUCACUCUUGGCUUCACUGUAUUGGAUUCUUGUAUGUCAGAGCCUGUGGUUGUGGAAGGAGUUCUGUCCCUGCUGUCAGGACUUGGAAACCCCAUACCGGGAUAUAACUGUCACACAUCUUCAGCCAUGGUCGGGAUUGUAGGAGACCAGUAUUCCUUUUUAUCUAUUCCUAUUGCCCAGAUAACUGGCGUCUUCCAUUUCCCACAGAUAAGUUUUGGGGCUACCUUUCCAACUCUCAGCAAUAAAGUGUUAUUCCCAUCAUUUCUUCGCACGGUACCCAACUUACUUCAGAUAUGGGUUCUUGGUGACCUUGUUGGCCAGUUUGGUUGGACUUGGGUCGGCAUGUUGGUGGCAGACGACGAUGUUAGCCAUCAGGGUGGACAGAUUAUACAGGCUAGGAUAAAGAGGAACGGAGGCUGUGUUGCUUUUCUUGAGAAGGUCCCCCAGAGUUAUUCAGAUGAACAAAUCAAGAGAGUGGUGGACGUCAUUAAAAGAAGCUCCGUCAGUGUGAUUGUUGUGCACAGCCCGGACGUCCAUAUGAAGGCCCUGCUAGAAGCUUUGUAUGAUGAGGGAGUUACUGGGAAAAUUUUGAUUACUUCCAACUACUUUGGACUUUCUGUUGAAGCUUUCUCCAGGAAAACCUGGAAGGUUCUAAAUGGGACAAUUGGACUCAGUCCCCAUACUGGCACCAUGCCGGGGUUUGAGGAAUUCCUUCUGAACCUUCACCCAACUGGCCAUGUGAGAUAUCCAUUUAUUAGGCCAUUUUGGGAGAAAGCUUUCAGCUGCCAGUGGACUGCUGGAGAUAGUGAGCGGUCAAACACUCCCGAUAUAAAGGCGACCUGCACUGGGGAGGAAGAACUGGGCAGUAAGGUCGCGCAAUUAUUUGAAACCAAUGAUCCCAGCUACACUUAUCAUGCCUCCCUGGCUGUGUAUGCCUAUGCACAUGCUCUGCACUCACUCCUUGGCUGUAACACCGGAUCCAAUUGGUUUCAUGAUCAUGGGACAUGUGGACAUAUUAAUGAGGCCCAACACUGGAAGGUCCUCCGUUACCUCAAGAAAACCAGUUUCCACUCGAAGUUCGGGGAGCUGAUAAAGUUUAAUGCCCAGGGGGACCUUCCCGCUCCCUUUGGUGUCUUCAACAUGCAGUUCCCCAAUGACAGCUUCAACCUGGUGAAAGUAGGGAUGAUUGACCCUGAAGCCAAACUGGGUGAGAUGAUCAGCCUGAACUUCAGCGCCAUCCUCUGGAAUGAUCAGGUAAGUGAUGUGCCAGUCUCUGUCUGCAGUAACAGCUGUCGGCCCGGGUACAGGAAAGCCCCUCUACAAGGAAGACCCAUCUGCUGCUAUGACUGCGUGCCCUGCUCUGAGGGAGAGAUGUCCAAUCGCACAGAUGCGGAUCAGUGUACCAGAUGUUCCUCCGAUCAGUGGCCCAAUGAGGAGAAGGAUAGGUGUGACCCAAAGAUUAUAGAGUUCCUCUCAUACAAUGAACCAUUGGGAAUCAUGCUGCUGUUAACAUCUCUCAUGUUGUCAACCCUCACGCUCUGCAUCUUAAUUAUCUUCAUUCAGUUUCGGGAAACUCCCAUCAUCAAAGCCACCAAUAGGGAGCUGAGCUUCAUCCUGCUGGUGUCUCUCAUUCUCUGCUUCCUCUGCUGUCUGGUGUUCAUUGGUCAACCGUCCCCUUUCAGUUGUCUCCUGAGACAAACCUUCUUCAGUGUGGUCUUCUCCAUCAGCAUCUGCUCGGUCCUGGCCAAGACUAUCAUGGUGAUCCUCGCCUUUAAGGCUACCAGGCUGAACAGUCCGUUGAGGAAAUGGCUCGGUCCCACCAUCCCUCGUAAUGUUGUUGGGAUCUGUUCUAUUUUGCAGAUCAGCAUGUGUACACUUUGGCUAUACAGGUCCCCUCCUUUUCCCGUGCUGAACACCAAAGGCCCUAAGAUAAUAUUUGAGUGUAAUGAAGGACAGAAAGUAUUCUUCUACAUGUCUCUGGGGUUCAUGGGCUCUCUGGCCAUGGUGAGUUUCCUGGUGGCCUUCCUGGCGAGGAACCUCCCGGGAAGCUUCAACGAGGCCAAACUGAUCACCUUCAGCAUGCUGGUCUUCUGCUGCGUCUGGAUCUCCUUCAUCCCGGCCUAUCUGAGCACCAGUGGAAAAUACACUGUGGCUGUUCAGAUAUUCGCUAUCCUGGCCUCCAGUGCAGGACUGCUGAGCUGUAUAUUCCUGCCGAAAUGUUAUAUUAUCCUGCUGAGACCAGAGAGGAACCAUCGAGAGUUCUUAUCAGGAAGUAGAAAGAAGAGGAAUCUGAGGAAAUGA